AUGGAAGACUGUACAAUUGAACUCACUGAUGCACCCACAACUUACACAGCUUCCUUUGUUCCAUUAAAGAUAAGAUACAAUGGUCCUACAACUGAAUUUGUAAACAACUUCAAAGACAAUAAAACCCCAACCAAAGACGAUGAAAUAAACAAUUACAGCACAGAUACAACUAAUACAACACACACCACAUUUAUUAGGGGCCGGUGUUUACACGGUACUCCCGUAAACAAAUAUUUCGAAUCUGCAUCAGCACAUGUAAUAGGAAAAAGUAAACAAACAGAUAACGACAUUGAAAACCAAACAUAUACAGUGCAAAGCACUGUAAACAGUAUUAUAAACUAUGAGCGGGAAGGUAAUACUCAACGUUUAACGGAAGAACUUGCGCAUUUAAAGGAAUUUGUACAACUACAGAACCAUAUCCAUUCUUAA
This is a messenger RNA of Naumovozyma castellii, 429 nucleotides long. It is a transcript of the gene RNH203, whose product is annotated as Rnh203p. The record is from RefSeq and is a predicted model, not a curated record. NCBI's taxonomy places the organism in Eukaryota, Fungi, Ascomycota, Saccharomycetes, Saccharomycetales, Saccharomycetaceae. Bases 1 to 429 code for a protein of 142 amino acids. The transcript has a single exon.